Molecule: messenger RNA, 1138 nt
Organism: Artibeus jamaicensis (Jamaican fruit-eating bat)
Lineage: Eukaryota; Metazoa; Chordata; Mammalia; Chiroptera; Phyllostomidae
Product: cyclin-Y-like protein 1
Biological process (GO): regulation of cyclin-dependent protein serine/threonine kinase activity; regulation of canonical Wnt signaling pathway
Cellular component (GO): plasma membrane
Molecular function (GO): cyclin-dependent protein serine/threonine kinase activator activity; protein kinase binding
Source: RefSeq, a predicted model, not a curated record
AACACGCAGACCUGUUGCAUGAAGCCUAGUGUCAGCCUCAAGCUGAGCCGGCGCUCGGAGCGAGCAGAGCUGGACUACGUGCAGUAUGAGAUCUAUGAGGCGGCGGCUGGGGACGCGGUGGCAGUAGCACCUUCACCCGCUGCCCUGGACCCCGCUGAGUUGGAUUUCGGAAUGGGAGAAGGCUACAGCCUGCAGCACAUAAGCGACCGGGAGAUGCCAGACGAAUUAGCUGUGGAAUCAAACCCUUCUGACCAUCCGAGGGCAAGCACGAUUUUCCUGAACAAAUCUCAAACGGAUUUGCGAGAAAAGAGGAAGAACAACUAUGUAAACCAUGUAUCUCCAGGGCUCCUUACUAAAAAUAGCUCAUGCUCAACAUUAUUUCUAGAUGACAGCACAGUCAGCCAGCCUAAUCUUAGAACCACAAUACAAUGUGUGACCUUAGGGAUAUAUUACCACAUAAAGAACAGAGAUGCAAAUAGAUCCUUGGAUAUUUUUGAUGAGAGAUCACAUCCACUCACACGAGAAAGAAUUCCAAAGGAAUACUUUAAGCAUGACCCAGAGCACAAAUUUAUUUACAGAUUUGUUAGUAGUUUUUUCAGUGCCGCACAGCUGAGAGCUGAGUGUGCCAUAGUAAUUUUGGUUUACUUAGAAAGGCUUUUAACUUAUGCUGAAAUCAAAAUUUGUCCCACUAACUGGAAAAGAAUUACUCUGGGAGCCGUUCUUCUUGCCUCCAAGGUCUGGGACUAUCAGGCUAUGUGGAAUGUGCACUACUGCCAGAUUCUCAAGGACAUUGCAGUUGAGGAGAUGGAAGGGCAUUUUCUGGAGCUACUUCAAUUUAAUAUUAAUGUUCCUGCCAGUGUUUAUGCCAAAUACUACUUUGACCUUCGCUCCUUAGCAGAUGACAACAACCUGCCUUUUUGUUUUGCACCUCUUAGCAAAGAAAGAGUACAGAACCUAGAGGCCAUUUCCAGAUUGUGUGAAGACAAAGACCUGUGCAGAGCUGCUAUGAGAAGGUAUCUCAGUGCCGAUAAUUUUAUUGGUAUUCAGCAUUCUAAAGCCAUACUGUCUUAAGGGAGAAGUGAGGGGUUGUAACAUCAUGAGCCCCUGAUCUACGAGGACUGGGACAAUACCACCUCAC